UGAAAAUGAAGUACCUACCUCUACAGGGCAUCAUACAUUUGAUACCUACUAAUCGUAUAGAUACAAUGUCGCCGAUUCUAAUACUGGCAGGUGUGUGCCUGUUUAUUUACUUCGUGCUAAUUAGACCUUUCCAAUUUUGGACGAAUAGGGGAGUGAUCCAGUUCAGCGUUGGGAAGUUGUGGGUGGACAGGGCGAAGAUGAUUGUGCAGGCGAAUCCGAUGGCGGAAAACUUGAAGAAGUCGUACGAUGGUUUUCCAGGUGCCAGAUUUGCCGGCUUGUACCAGCUAGCGAGACCGAUAUUGGUAAUCAGGGACCCUGAACUGAUCAAACAGAUCACCGUUAAGGACUUCGAUUACUUCAUCGACCAUAGCCCACUCGUGCCCAAAGACUGUGAACCUUUAUGGGAAAAAAAUCUGCUUAACCUUAAAGGUGAGAGUUGGAAGGAGAUGCGAGCGACGCUAAGUCCAUCGUUUACCAGCAGUAAAAUGAAAGCCAUGUUUAAUUUAAUGACGGAAUGUGCUGAGAGGUUUGUAAAUUACUUCAGAGUUGAAGGUUCGGAGGACACGGUUACGGUGGAAUUGAAGGACACUUUCACGCGAUUUACUAACGACGUUAUCGCGUCCGUGUCAUUUGGAAUGGAUUGCGAUUCCCUAAAAGAGCGAGAGAACGAAUUCUAUCGAAUGGUUAAGGAGGCGGCGAACUUCAGCUUCAGCGGAUUAUGCAAUAACAUGAAGUUCGUCAUAAUGUUGUUAUCACCAAAGUUGGCGACUUUUUUUGGACUACAUCUAUUUAGCAAUAAAGUUAGUACCUUCUUUCGAAACCUUGUGACUGGUAACAUGGCCGAACGCGAAAGGAAUGGAAUUGUGCGACCUGACAUGAUUCACCUUCUCAUGGAGGCGAGAAAAGGACGACUGAAGCAUGAACGGUCGAACGAGAUUAUCGACUCAGGAUUCGCCGCCAUUGAAGAAUCCGAAAUUGGAAAGGACGAGAAUAGGCAAAAAUUAGAGUUGAGUGACGAUGAUGUGACCGCCCAGUCUAUGAUUUUCUUCUUUGCCGGAUUUGAGACGGUUUCCACUUUGAUGUGUUUUACCGCAUACGAGCUUGCAGUUAAUCCGUAUAUACAAGAAAGGUUACGAGAGGAAGUCGACAACGUUUUGAAGGAUGGAAACGGGAUCCUAACGCAUGAAGGGUUGAUGAAAAUGGAGUACAUGGAUAUGGUGAUAUCGGAAGUUUUACGCAAGUGGCCACCCGCCGUGGGAACUGAUCGAAUGUGCGUCAAACCGUACACGAUUCAUCCUGAAAGAGAGGGGGAGAAACCGGUUCAUCUGAAAAAGGGAGACGUUGUUUUUAUGAUUAUGUACGGAAUACAACGGGACGAGAAGUACUUCCCCGAUCCAGAUCGUUUCGAUCCUGAAAGGUUUAGCAAAGAAAAUCGAAAGAACAUCACACCUUACAGCUACAUGCCGUUCGGCGCUGGACCGCGCAGCUGCAUUGCAAACAGAUUCGCUCUACUUGAAACUAAAUUGCUAAUUUUUAACGUUUUGAGGUACUUCGAAAUAGUCGUUGUCAAAAAAUCGGUAGUUCCAAUUAAACUGUCACGAAAACAGUUGAAUCUAAAUGCCGAGGGAGGGUUUUGGUUUGGACUGAAACCUCGAAAGGUUUAUUACUGAACUACCAAUAGAGUAAGUGUAAAUGGUAUAUAGAUGCAGAAUAAAGUAUUCAUCAUAUUGUA
Molecule: messenger RNA, 1732 nt
Organism: Photinus pyralis (common eastern firefly)
Lineage: Eukaryota; Metazoa; Arthropoda; Insecta; Coleoptera; Lampyridae
Product: cytochrome P450 9e2-like
Exons: 5
Coding region: 6-1670 (554 amino acids)
Molecular function (GO): heme binding; iron ion binding; oxidoreductase activity, acting on paired donors, with incorporation or reduction of molecular oxygen
Source: RefSeq, a predicted model, not a curated record